AUGCUUCAAAGACUGCACCAAGGUCAUCUUGGGCGAGAUAGAUGUCUUGUUAUAGCUAAGGAGGUGUUCUUCUGGCCUGGAAUGUCUAAGCAGAUUAUAGACAUGGUAUCAACAUGUGCAGUGUGUAACGAACACCAGAAGUCCCAGCAAAAGGAGCCAUUGUUACCACAUGAUACUCCUGUACUUCCUUGGGAAAAAAUUGGAGCUGAUAAUUUUGAGUAUCUCGGUAAAAACUAUUUUCUACUUGUAGAUUACAAUAGUAAUUUUUUUGAGAUAAAUCUUAUCCCAACACUAAAAGCUUCAGAUGUGAUCAUACAUAUGAAAUCACAAUUUGCUCGACAUGGUAUUCCAAGGGAAGUAAUUUGUGACAAUGGACCCUCAUUUGCUUGUCAAGAAUUUCUGAAAUUUUCUAAAAGCUGGGGAUUUAAGCACAUUACGUCUAGCCCCAGAUUUCCACAAUCUAAUGGUAUGGCAGAACGGGCCAUACAAACAGUGAAACAGCUUCUAAAUAAAGCUAGAACGUCGGGUCAAGACCCAUAUAUGGCCCUCUUGCAAUUUUGA
Biomphalaria glabrata is the source of this 561-nucleotide messenger RNA. RefSeq lists its product as uncharacterized. Bases 1 to 561 code for a protein of 186 amino acids. The record is from RefSeq and is a predicted model, not a curated record. Gene Ontology annotation, molecular function: nucleic acid binding. Lineage: Eukaryota; Metazoa; Mollusca; Gastropoda; Planorbidae. The transcript has a single exon. Gene Ontology annotation, biological process: DNA integration.